Molecule: messenger RNA, 2155 nt
Organism: Tupaia belangeri chinensis (Chinese tree shrew)
Lineage: Eukaryota; Metazoa; Chordata; Mammalia; Scandentia; Tupaiidae
Gene: APLN
Product: apelin
Exons: 2
Coding region: 37-195 (52 amino acids)
Biological process (GO): signal transduction
Molecular function (GO): apelin receptor binding; hormone activity
Source: RefSeq, a predicted model, not a curated record
UUGCUAACAGGCUUUCUCCUUCCUGCAGGGCCCCUGAUGCAGCCUCCUGACGGGAAAGGACUGGAGGAAGGCAAUGUCCGCCACCUGAUGCAGCCCAGAGGGUCGAGGAACGGACCAGGGCCCUGGCAGGGAGGUCGGAGGAAAUUUCGCCGCCAGCGGCCUCGCCUCUCCCAUAAGGGCCCCAUGCCUUUCUGAAGCAGGACUGAAGGGGCCCCCAAGUGGCCGCCACUGCGACUGUCGCUACUCCACAAAUGGGCCUGCUUCUCUGGAGCCCGCACGUCCACUCACCUCUCGUCCGCACCUGUUCUAGCUGCUGCUGGUCCCGACUCGCCUCACCCACCAGCUUCCCCGCGGGCGUGGUCCUGCCCUGAGUUCGGAUGAUUCCUGAUCCCUCACCAGGAUCCAUUCUGCCAUCUUCCUGGCCCCGCCCUGGACUGACAUCAUGGAGACCCAGCCCCGGAAGGCCUUCGUGCCGCCUUGUUCUUCCUGCCCGCCCUCUGCACGCACACUCUAGUGGCUACCUCUCCCAUCUAGUGCCCGACCGUCCACUCAGCCCUUCCUCCCUCGUGCCCACCUGGGGCUGGGUGGAAAUGUUCCCUUCCCUGGGCUCCAACAGAUGCCAUGGACCCCCACCUGGGUGUCGGGAUCCAGACGGGGCACUGGGCGGUACUGGUAAUGGGGUGGGUGGCAGUCUGGCAAAGGGGCUGGAAGCACUAGAGAAGACGGGCCUCUGUGGCCUCUUCUCAUCCCCGCGUUAGGCCCACGGCUGCCACCAUUCAGUUCAAGCUCCAGAUAAGGAGGGGAGGUGCUGGGCCUGCCUGGCUCUAUACCCUCCCAGGAGGAAAAGCCAAGCAGGAGGGUUGUUUUUGCCAAGAAUCACAAAAAAACCCAAGCCGAAAGGGGCCUUGGAGAUCACUUCCUUAUGCAAAGGCCCUGCAAGCCCAGAGGCCUGCAGAGGGGAGCCAUCCGCUGCGCUGUCACUGCAGAGCCCGCAUGGGGUCCAGGGCCCCCAACUCCCAUGCUAUCAUGUCCUCUUCCCUCUUGAUGAUGUCAUUUCAAAAUGAAUGAAGUGCCUUUUCCCAGGGUUGGGGCUGGGGUGGCUGGGAAGGGACAGGAGAGGCAAGCUGGCUGUGAACUGCCCUGGGAAGGGAGCUACUCUGCCUCCCUGGCCUUCCCCAGCUCUCUGUUCCCUGGCAGGGGCUGAAAGCUACCCUAACCGACCUCCCGCCGCUUCCAGCAGGGCUCCCAGGCCUGGGUACUUUAAUAGGGGCAGCCCAGGUGCUGAGAACUCAGUAAUAGCCUUCCCUUUGAGUUGACUGGACCUCCGUCUGGGUGGUCUUUCAUUGGGGGGUGCAGUGGGGGGUAGGGGAAGAAGAGUGAAGAGGGAAGGGAGAGAAGAGAGAAAGGAAGGGAAGAACAGGAAGGAAGGACAGACAGGAAGAGCGCCCCUCCCCCAGGAGACCCCCAUUUUCUCUGAGGGCCUCCACCAGCCUUACCCUGAAGGUGGGCUCUCUUGCCUUGUAUUUGAGCAGGCUUCCUUCUCAGGGACCUCCCAGGAGAGAGAAAGGAGAAAGCAAAAGCCUGAUGUUCGCCCACGUAUGUGUGGGGGCAGGGGGAAUCAGGGCCCCCCAAGUCCCACAAUGAACCCGACCGGACCUCUGCCUGUCUGCCUCUCCCCAAGCCCUUCAUCUCUGCCGCUGCUAAUGCCGCUGCUGCUGCUGCGUUCAGGCCCACCCCGAGGAGCUGGGCUGUGCUCCCCCACUCCCCUCGGGCUUGCAGUGGGGCCGGCCGGUGUCCAGAAAGUCUCUUCUGUCACUGACGCCCCCACCAGGGACUGGGUCUUCUAACCCCUCCUCAUUCCUGCAUCUCCCACCUCCUCAGCCUGCCAUGACAUACAGCCCAGCCCAGCCCCAUGGGGAAAGGGAGAAAAGGGGGUCGGCUGAGAAAGUGGGGAGAUACGGGGCACAGGAGGGGAGUGGGUGGGCCGGGGGGCUGUCUUAUUUAAAGUGGUUGUGUAUGAUUCUUGUACUAAUUUAUACAAAGAUAUUAAGGCCCUUUCCAGUAAGAAAUUGUCCCCUUGCCCUGAUUGUGUUCACUGUGUUUGUAAAGAUCGUUCUGUGUAAAUAUGUCUUUAUAAUAAAGAGUUAAAAGCUGA